AUUUGGUAUUAUGUGAGCUUGACUGGUGAAGCUGAGUGGUCGGGGUUGGUCAGUGUUGACAGAGGGGCAGCAUGAGACACUUCUCUGGUCGGAUCAUGCAAGCAUUGGAAUACUUGGAGGAAAAAUGAGUUUGAUAGCUCACUCACCGAAAAAAGACAUGUGGAGGACCCUAACACUCUCACUGGUAGUUGCACUGGUGCUGGGCACAGAGGUGUCCCAGUCUGAGGAUGUGGGGUCCAUGGCGGCUGUGGAAAUGGUAGUGCAGCUGGACAAUUUCAGCGACAUUUCUACUGUACUAGGAACGUCCCGAUAUCAGAUUCUGGCUGCUCAGUUUGAGUGUUACCUGAAGAUAAUCCAUGAUCCACCACACACAGAAGAAGGCGCUCACUGUAACCGUACAUGGGACGGCUGGCUGUGCUGGGGGGAUACAGCUCCAGGCACUGUCAUGCAGAUGUGUCCAGCAUACUUUCAAGACUUUGACCCUGCUGAGAAGGUUACCAAAGUGUGUAAUCCUGAUGGUCAGUGGUUCCAUCACCCAGAGAGCAACAGAGUCUGGACAAAUUACACCCAGUGUCAGGCCUACACCAAAGACAAACGCAAGUUUGCCAUCAGUCUCUACUGCCUGGCCAUGGUGGGUCAUGGUCUGUCUAUUGUCUCCCUGGUUAUCUGCCUGAUCAUCUUCUCCUACUUCAAGAGCCUUAGCUGCCAGAGAAUCUCCCUCCACAAGAACAUGUUUCUCUCCUUCAUCUUAAACUCCAUUGUCACUAUAAUGUGGCUCUCAUUCAAUAUAGCCAGUGACCAAGCCAUGAAUACCGGCAACCCUGUGAGCUGUAAGGCCCUGGCUGUGCUGACUCUGUACACAUCUACUUCCAAUUACUUCUGGAUGCUGUGUCAGGGCAUCUACCUCCACACUCUCAUCAUAGUGGCGGUGUUCGUCGGGGAACAGCAGCUCUUCUGGUACUAUGUCCUGGGAUGGGGUUUUCCCAUUGUUCCUGCUUUGAUAUAUGCUGUGGCUCGCGGGCUCUUCUUUAACGACAAGUGUUGGAUCAGCUCACACACUCAGCUGGUCUACAUCAUCCAUGGGCCUAUCCAAGUUGCACUGUUGGUGAACUUUUUCUUUCUCCUGAACAUCGUCCGAGUUCUGAUCACCAAGCUGAAGGAGACCCACUGUACUGAGUCCACGGCCUACAUGAAGGCAGUGAGAGCCACUCUCAUCCUCAUCCCCCUGCUGGGAAUCCAGUACAUCCUUUUUCCCUGGAGGCCGGAGGGACACAUCAGCUGCAUCAUCUAUGAUUUCUUUGUAAAUAUCUUCAGCCACUUCCAGGGAUUCCUGGUGGCAAUUAUAUUCUGUUUCUGCAAUGCUGAGGCCCAGGCAGCAGUGCAAAGGAAGUGGGCUCAGUGGAAGUUUGCUUGGGGCAGACCUGGCAGUGGAGAAACACCCAUUACCAACAACCACUUUAACUACCACACCAACUCCUCCAUCACCGAAACUAGCCGUGCCACCAUCAGCUUGGAGCAGCCUGCUUCUGCACCUUUUGACCAUCAGGAAAACAGCCACAUCCUGUCCAGGGUGCAGCAGAAAGCCAACGGGCAGCAAAAGAACAACAAUACUUGCAGCAAUGGGGAGGUAGAUAUGCUCAACAAGUUGGAGACCACUGACAUCUGACUGGAUAAAGCACAGAGGUGAUGCAGAAACACUGUGGUUGUGGGAAACAGACAGGUUGCAGGUAAAUUUUGAUCAUUAAGGCUAACUGAUUGGGCAAUGUAUUUAUGUACAUAAUGUCUGAAGAGCACUUAAAAAGCAUGUGGUGUUCACGCACACACAUACACACAUUUUUACAGCAACAUCUCCAGGCUUUUGGACUUGGGAAAGACUGAUGGGAAAAUGUAUUUCAGUUACUGUUUGUGGUUUUAUAAUAUAUUUUCUGUCCAAAUGGAGAAAGUUGCAAAUCCCAAACCUGCCAUCUUGACAUCACAGAUGCAGAGCUAUAUGUUUGUGUAAUCUGUUGCCUUAUGGAGCCUCUGAACACUUCACCCAUACACCACUGUGACCAAUGAAUGUCAUAGCCCACUGAUGUGAUCACAUAAUAUUCUUUCACAUGCUUUUAAAGACUAUCAUCACUGGCACAUGGAAAGCCAGCAUCCCCACACCAACUAUAUACUACAAAACUACAGCACACUGAGAGCCAUUGUGUUAACAGGCUGAAACAACAAAACCAACAUAAUAAUAGUUCAUAUUUUGAUUCAGAUUUCCUGUUGACGUGUAACAGAAUUAAGAUUUACUCUCAGCCAGAGGAAGUGUGCAGUUGCCAAAGUGCUUAAAGUUUUGAACAUACACUACUUCAUUUGAGUAUUAUAGACUAAUUUGUCAACUGAGUAAAUACCAGAAUCUGACUUUCUGACAUUUGUUUACCGUAUAAUAAUGUGUAAUACUAUACUACUAGGGUGAAACAGAAAAUGGAGAUAAUAACCAAACUGUAAUGACUACACAACACAGUAGCUGGAGCAAAAGAGCUGCUAAGUUACAGCUGGACGUGGCUAAUUGGAAUUUUAUAAUUCACUAAUUUUUUAUCAGCCCUGUUAUUGAAAAAUAUCAAUUUUUGGUAAGUAGAUAUUGCAUCUCCCUCUGUAUUCUGUGAAAAUUACAGGUAUUACAGGAGUAUUACAGGUUCUAUGGCAAUAAAUCUUUGGGGUAAAACAACAUGAUCAUAACAUGAAGGCAACAUGAACUUUCUAUCUCUUACACAGUUUUCUGGCCAACCUAAAAACAUGAAACUUUUUUUUUCAACCUCACUGCUUCUGUAGUUACUGUUCUUUGUCUUUGUUGGGCACUAAUGUUGAAGACAGAAAAAAAACAGAGCUUUGGUUGGUUUUUAGCAAGUAAAUAUUAAGUUUGGACACUGAACAGAGGAAAGGCUUUAUUAACACAUUAUUGCCGCAGAGUAAGUCUUGUGAAGUUUAUGGUCACUGUUUGCUUAAACAAAUCGUCAUUAACUUUUAUGUCAGAUAAACAGACCUCAUUUGAAUGUGGAAUGUGCUACGUUGAAAGGGCUUCUGACUGUGAUGGUUCAUACUCUUUACACAGCUCAUGUUGAGUAGGCAUACUAAUUUACCUCCUGGAAAUAGACUAUGUGCUGAACAUUAUGGAUUAUAACUCUUCUAACUCACACUAGGAGCUGAGCUAUGAGUACAGGAGAAUUACUGGUGCAGAGGUAAUGGAACACUGGAGUGAAGCAGUAAUUUCACUCAUGUUGAAUCUCAGUCAUUCUCCUCACUCACUCCAUUAACAACAUCAAGGGGUAGAGCAUUACGGCAAAAACAUAGUAGAGCAGAUUCAGAAACACCAUGGUGUGUCAAAUAGUGUAUGUAAGCAGUGUGUGCACAUGUGCUUUUCACAAAAAGUCCCUCCAACGUUGUUACUGUCACAUUAUCACUUUGUAUCAUAACAUUCAUUUUAUUGUAAUAUGACAGGAAAUCUAAAUCUGAUAUGAAGCUGUAUUACACUGAAAAUAUAGAGCUACACAUUUAGAAUUUCAUCAUGAAAUGUUUCUGUCAUGAAUACAGCUUUUGCAGACAUAACAAGACUGUGCCAAAUUAGUGUAUAAAUUGUUAAAAGUAAGUGUUUUUCUAUCUCUUAUAAGCGCCACAGUUCCAAAGAUUUGUCAUGUCUUUAUUAUGAUAGUGUUCUUGUUGCUUUGUAAAUUCUAUAUUAUUAUAGUGGCUGUUAAAAUUGACUGUUUUAGUUUUUCUGAAUGUUUGUAUAACUAUUUCAAUAUGCUAUUUUUCCAAAUGUACAAAUAUAAUUUACUGCCACUUCACUAAUUUAAUAGUUCUUCCAUUGCACAUGUACUGUGCUGUAUGUACACUGGCAGGCUACAGUACCAGCACCAUUUCAAUUUCCACUAGAAUACUGAGCAAGUGUUAUGUGUGAGCUCGCAGCACAUGUAUUUUGGUGUUCUUCCAGGAUGCCUCCACGCACAACAUACUGGGAAUACUAAUGCUCCAGUGUGGAUACAGCCGGGUACACUGAUGCAUGAGGAAUAAACAACAAUUGCGAAAGAAAACAGCUGAGUAUGGGAGGGCUCUGUUAAAGAGCAGUGGUUCUCAUCUUAUUGUGCACAGUGGCCCAGCCUUGUACACUUCUGCCAGUGCAGCCCAGUAGAGAAACAGCUGUCAUGGACAUAAUUAUUUGCAAAGAAAUUUGAGAAACAUUCCAAUAAAAUGUCAAACGAAAUGUUCAAUUCAAAGUAUAUUACUGUGUAUAUAUAUUUUAACACUGCCAUUUAUGUGUGGAAAUAAAGUUGUUUGAACAUAA
Molecule: messenger RNA, 4315 nt
Organism: Lates calcarifer (barramundi perch)
Lineage: Eukaryota; Metazoa; Chordata; Actinopteri; Centropomidae
Gene: calcrl2
Product: calcitonin receptor-like 2
Exons: 13
Coding region: 125-1666 (513 amino acids)
Biological process (GO): adenylate cyclase-activating G protein-coupled receptor signaling pathway; cell surface receptor signaling pathway; angiogenesis
Cellular component (GO): plasma membrane
Molecular function (GO): calcitonin receptor activity; calcitonin gene-related peptide receptor activity; adrenomedullin receptor activity
Source: RefSeq, a predicted model, not a curated record